This is a messenger RNA of Branchiostoma floridae (Florida lancelet), 1516 nucleotides long. RefSeq names its product UPF0764 protein C16orf89 homolog. The transcript has 7 exons. Gene Ontology annotation, cellular component: membrane; cytosol. The record is from RefSeq and is a predicted model, not a curated record. Lineage: Eukaryota; Metazoa; Chordata; Leptocardii; Amphioxiformes; Branchiostomatidae. Bases 113 to 1288 code for a protein of 391 amino acids.
UUGAUGACGCCCUGAUUUGACGCUGGUCCAUCUGCUCAUAUGGGUUUGUUUCAUUUCAGGGCCGACCCAUGGACGGACCGGACAGGGGUGCUGAAGCCGCGCUGAGGGGAACAUGAGGCUGCCGACGGCGAUGUGGCUUGUGUUCGCGGGCCUGGCGUUCGGCGGGGGAUAUUCUUCCAGAAGCGCCUCCUCCUCGGACGGAGAGGUCCCGAGAAACGACAGCUCUGCGCACGGUGGUGGAAGUGACGGCACCAGGAGCGAGGGCCGGGCGGGACCACAGGGAAACUUUGCCGGCAUCUCGGAAGUGUUGGACGCCCUGGAAAAGGCGGUGGUGUUUUUUCUGGAGUCCUACCACGACAUCAACUUGGACGGGCUGUACGGACUCAGAGUAGCUGAGGGCCAGCUGACGUUACUCCUAGACGGCGUGGACCAUUCCGUGAACACGAGCAGCAGCACCAGACAUUCCCCUCACAGCCAGGCCCUGUCCCGUGUGCACACCAUCCUGCAGGACGCCCGGACCGCCGGCAACUGGAGCCUGCCCAGGAUACGGGAGAGGGACCCGGGCUACUUUAAGGAGUUUAAGGACGUGGUGUCCAGACCUUACGUGAUACGGGGGUACUCCAGAGAACUGGGAGACCAUGUACUGACCAGGGAACGUCCAGCCACAAAAAGGGAGAUGUUCUCAGAGACCAGGAGUGAUAGGUGUAUGCAGGAGAUGAUGGGGAGUACCGGACCUAGACAGGACCCGAACAUCCACACGACCCGCUGUACAGUAACGGAUGAGUGUUGGAGGUUCGUGACCGCUGACGGGGCCACGGGAUACACCAUCACUCACCAGUUAUUAUGGACCAUUCUCGGAGAACAUGUUGGAUGCAAAGAAAACAUUAACGCCUUCGCCAGUCGAGAAGGAGUCUGGGAAGGCGUGGAGUCCAUCCAGCAGCAUCUCUGUACAAAAAUCCUGAGGGAAGCAGAAGUUCUGGCUUCCUCGGGGCCUCCUGAGCCGGAACAGGACCUGUUUCUGGAACAAGGUGUGGUGUGCGGAAUGCUGGGAUUCAGAGACUUCAUACGACGGGAUUGGCUGCAAAAAGUGUUGUCAUGGCAACGGCCCGAGGGAUGUUUCGGGAUCUCGCACCAUCGAACGGCGAGAAGACUACUGGUGGAAAAACUACUAAGAGACGGCUGCCUGUCCCACAAGAGCGGCCUGGGCACCGCCAUGUUGGCCAUGUACGUCAGAUACAUGCUCGACCCCGACAUGGGCUUCAGGACAGGCGAUACCGAACGGAGAUGACGUAGAUCCGUUGCCUAGCAACGCCCAUGGUCGGGACGUCCACCUCAGGGGCCUGGAAAUGUUUUGUAAUGUGUUCUCUGGAUGGAGGACUGAUACGCCGUUCGCAAACACAUCUGGAUUUUUCUACAUACCUUGAGACCUGGUUGGAUGUUUCCUUUACAAUGGUGCGCAGUACAAGAGCUCGCCGUGACACUUUCUUAUGGUGGAGAUAUGGAUGAGCUUUACAGU